ACGGGUCGACCAACUAUAAAUUGGAAAUUAGAAUAUUUUCAGUGUUCUUCUUAGCGUUGGCGUGUGAUAUUAAAAAGUAUUUACAAAAUGAAAAAACCCGUAUUAUACGGAAUGGAUAUCAGUUCAGUGUGCCGAAGUGUUUCUCUAGUGGCCAAAGCGAUAGAUCUUGAUCUAGAAUUUGUUGAAGUGAACCUUUUUGCUGGUGAUCACAAGUCACCGGAAUUUUUGAGAAUGAACCCGCAGCAUACAAUUCCGACCUUGGACGAUAACGGAAAUUUUCUCUGGGAUAGUCAUGCAAUCAUACCCUACCUGGUCCAAACGUACGGCAGAAAUGAUGAUCUGUAUCCACAGGAUGAUAUCUUCAAAAGGGCACGAAUCGAUCAACGUUUACAUUUUGAUAAUGGGAUCCUUUAUGCCCAGCUGCGCAAAGCUGUGACGCCAAUCUUCUUUAAAUUCGGCACUACAAUCCCACAAGAAGUAAUUAUAGAAGUCAAUGCUGCCUAUGAAUUCAUGGAAACGUUUUUGAAGGACGGCCUCUACUUGGUUGGAAAUUCAUUAACCAUUGCGGAUCUAUCCUGUGCAGCAAGUAUAUCGUCCCUCUUUGAGCUUAUUCCUGCUGAAGUUAUCAGAUUUUCCAAGCUGCAUGCUUGGUUCCAACGGAUAAGAGGGCUACCAUAUUACCAUGAGGCAAAUGGGAGAGGUAACACUAAAUAUAUUGCAUUGAUUAGGGAGCUCAGAGAGAAAAACGCAAUGUGCUAGCUUUAGAAUAAGUUAAUAUCGAAUGUGCAUCAUGUCAAAUUCUAGUUUUAAUUUUUU
Messenger RNA from Hermetia illucens (black soldier fly), 816 nucleotides. Its product is annotated as glutathione S-transferase 1-like. Gene Ontology annotation, molecular function: glutathione transferase activity. NCBI's taxonomy places the organism in Eukaryota, Metazoa, Arthropoda, Insecta, Diptera, Stratiomyidae. Bases 88 to 759 code for a protein of 223 amino acids. The transcript has 2 exons. Gene Ontology annotation, biological process: glutathione metabolic process. The record is from RefSeq and is a predicted model, not a curated record.